This is a messenger RNA of Mitosporidium daphniae, 1137 nucleotides long. RefSeq lists its product as uncharacterized. Bases 1 to 1137 code for a protein of 378 amino acids. Lineage: Eukaryota; Fungi; Microsporidia. Gene Ontology annotation, cellular component: membrane. The transcript has a single exon. The record is from RefSeq and is a predicted model, not a curated record.
AUGCUCGUGGCAUUGACAUUGACCUCCUCUGGGGUGUUUUUCUUGCUGCUCAUUCCGAACCUCCCCCAACUGACUUCCAUGAUUAUUGUAGGCGUUUAUAUCCUAUUUGCCACUGCUAUGCCACCCCUCAUAGAUCGCUUGGUUUUGGAGGAUCUUACUGCAAAGGGAUAUUCGAAGGAUCUUUACUCUCGCCAAAGACUCUUCUGCACGAUUGCCUAUGGUAUCGUGACGUUUGGCGUUGGGUAUUUCAUAAAACUAUACGGCUAUCAUGUGAUGUUCAUCUCUCUCGCUAUUUUUGCAGCAGUAUUCGUUGGAUACACCCUUUUAUUUACGCGAGCAGAUCCUAAAUCAGAGCACAUCGAGUCCACUCAGAAUUCUGCUGGUGGUUCUUCCCCAGCCACCGCCAGUGAUGCAACUGGCACCAAGGAAGACAUUGAAGCACUUUCAGCCACCAAGGAGUCAAAGCCUUCAAUAUGGACGCUGCUUUCCGAUUUUAAUUAUAUUUUCUUCCUUGUAAUUAUCCUGAUCAACGGAUUUGCCCGUUUUUUCCUGUCGUUUUUCUUGAAUUUGUAUUUUACAGAAAAUGUAAAAAUGAAUCCUGUUCAGUCCUCAAUCGCUGCCAUCAUGGGGCUUCUUUUCGAGAUUGCAAUAUUUUUCAAAGCAAAGGAUCUGCUUUCUUCACUUGGAAUACAUUGGAUGCUGAUUUUGGGCCAAUUGGCUAUGACUGUUCGUCUGUGGAUCUACUAUGUGAUUCCACCACGUGUCGAGUUCCUAUAUGUUUUCUUGUGUGUUGAGCUGCUAAAGGGAAUUAACUUUGGAUUUAUUCAGCCAUCUGCAGUCAAGCUGUCUUCCCAAUAUGCGCCACCGGGACUUAUGGGAACUUGCCAGGGAAUCUACAAUGGAGUUUUCACUGGGCUUGGAGGCUUUACUGCCGGCAUGUUUGCCAAGCUGUUUAUGACGCCCACCAAUUUUGCUUCUCUUCUUUUGGUUGUUGCCUCUAUUUCCACUGUUGGUCUAGUAUUAUUCAUCGUUAAAUAUCUUUUGAUCGAUAAAACAAUUUCUCUUCCAUUUAUCUCUGCUGCGAAACCCGCAAAACCACCAUCCACUCGACUCCAAACCGCCGGGGGACAGAACUAA